Messenger RNA from Ciona intestinalis (vase tunicate), 4173 nucleotides. The record is from RefSeq and is a predicted model, not a curated record. Lineage: Eukaryota; Metazoa; Chordata; Ascidiacea; Phlebobranchia; Cionidae.
AUGAUACUCUGUUUCAUUGUGAAGUUUGCAUAUUUUAUCAGAAAUCAGUAUUCACAGUUUCACUUAUUUAUUGUUUUAUUUAAUGUUUUUUAAUUUUAUUUUUUUCAUUCUCAUAGAAGUAUAAUAAAAUAUAAUCUUAAUUACUGUCAAAAAAGCAUUCAAUUUUUUAGUCCUGCCUAAUAAGUAUUUGUACACCUCUUGCUCUGGAUCCAGUUACACCGAAAAUAAGAGCAAACAAUUUCAAAUUAUUUUGUUAAUAAAGGAGAUCUUUGAAUUUACAAUGAUAAGUACAAUUUAUGAGGUAAAAAGCUAAAGAAUUUUUUAUGAGGUACAAGGCUAAAGAAGGUCAAAGCACAGCAAAAUAAGACACACAAAUGUUUGAUGAUGGCUAGUAGUUAUGCCCUUUAACUGUAUUGAAUAAAUAAUGUGACCUAGACAAGUAUGUUGCAACAUCAAUAUAGAAUAAAGUUAAAGGUGUGUCGUAUUGGAAUCGAAAUUAUUUCGAACUAACAACAUCUAUAGUUCUAUACUGAUCUAAGCAGUAGUGUACAAACGAUUUUACAAAAAAAAACUGGACUAUAACCAAACAUGCCAAUCGUCAAAAUAAGGACCGACCACGAAUUCUAAAUAAACUUUUAUUCUAAAGUUUAUGCAGAAACUACAAAAUCGCUGCACAUUACAUUUUCCAUUUAACUUCAUAGAAAUGAAUAUCAGUGUUUCCGAGCCGUGGGCUUUCCCAGGGACUUUCCCGUAUAGUAGUUUAACAUUUUGCUUAUAUGCAACAGCAUGGACGACUUUAACUGGGAAUUUUACAGAUCAGAGCUGAAUAAGAUAUUUUUUCACAAUGAAAGUUCUAUUCCCAAUGGUUCGAAAAAAUACGAAGAUUUUUGGAUGUUUUUUAAAAGGUUUCGAAAAUACCAGGCAAAACAUGGACUUACAAAUCAACCAACUGAAUCAAACACAAGCAAUUGUAGUGAAAGGUUUAAAAUAAAUUGUGAAGUUGCAAAUUUUGAUGAAAUUUUGGAGAAACGUCGUCACAAAAGUAAAAAGUCGACAAGACCCACAGACAGAUACAGUGAAGUAGACGAUGGUUUAACAGCAACCAGACUCAAGGAAUUCCACUCAGGAAUUUUACAUUAUCUUGAUUUCUGUCAAAAACAAAGUUUUCAAAAGUUAAAAAAACUGAAAACUGAACAAUCCAAUCUUCCCAUUGCUCAAUACAGAGAGAGAAUUGUAGAAGCUGUAAAAAGCUCACAGGUUGUUAUAGUGGCUGGUGACACUGGGUGCGGAAAAUCAACCCAAGUUCCACAGUAUUUACUAAGAUCUGGAUUCACCAAUAUAGCUUGUACACAACCACGCAGAAUAGCAGCAAUCUCACUUUCAAAACGGGUUGGAUUUGAGACAUUGAACCAGUAUGGUUCACAAGUGGCGUACAAAAUUCGGUUUGAAGGAACAAAGACUUCAUCAACGAGAAUAUUAUUUCUAACUGAAGGUUUAUUACUGCGACAAAUGCAGCAAGAUGGAAACCUUGCUCAGUAUAGUGUUAUAAUAUUAGAUGAGAUCCAUGAGCGUCACUUGCAGUCUGAUCUUCUCCUUGGUUUGUUGAGAAAUUUAAUUUCUUCAGGAAACACAGAGUUACGUCUCGUGCUGAUGUCCGCAACCAUAAACCUUGAGUUAUUUUGCAAAUAUUUUGAAGACUCGCCCGUCAUUCAAGUUCCUGGACGACUUUAUCCUAUUCAAGUGCAAUAUCAUCCUAUUUCUAUGGAGGACAAAGGAAACAAGUCAAGUAAAUUAGAUCCUCGGCCAUAUAUCCGGAUCUUACAGAAGAUUGAUAAAAAGUAUCCGUCAUCAGAACGAGGAGAUUUGUUGAUUUUUCUUCCAGGAAUGCAGGAAAUAACAAUAAUAGAAGAAGCUGCCAAAGCUUAUGCAGAGGAAACAAAAAACUGGAUAAUUCUUCCUCUUCAUAGUACAUUGUCCAUAGAAGAGCAAAACAAAGUGUUUGAUAUAGCACCAGACGGUGUUAGAAAAUGCAUUUUAUCAACGAACAUUGCCGAAACUUCUGUCACGGUUGACGGAGUUCGUUUCGUUGCCGAUUCUGGCCGUGUAAAGGAGAUGAGCUUCGAUGCUCAGUUUAAAAUGAAACGACUUCAGGAGUUCUGGGUUAGCAGGGCAAGCGCUGAACAAAGAAAAGGUCGUGCUGGACGUACCGGACCUGGUGUUUGUUUCCGUCUUUAUUCUGAGGAAGAUUACGAAGCAUUUGCUGAAUAUUCUGUACCUGAAAUACAACGCGUGCCACUUGAUUCUCUGAUACUGCAGAUGAAGAGCAUGGGAAUCGAUGAUGUGCGGAAAUUCUCGUUUAUUGAACCUCCACCAGAGAGCGCUCUUAACAAUGCAAUACUCGGGUUGAAAGAACAGGAAGCGUUGGGGCGUGAUGAAGAGAUUUCUCCACUCGGAGAAAUGUUAGCUCAGCUGCCAGUAGAUGUCGCUAUAGGCAAAAUGUUGAUCAUGGGAAGCUUAUUUGACGUUAUUGAGCCGGUGAUGUCAGUUGCUUCGGUUCUCAGCGUUCAAUCCCCUUAUACAAGGUCAGCAUAUAAUAACCCCGAGAUGGUGGCAAGGAGGCGACCCAUUGAAUCCACACACGGAGAUCCUAUAACUUUACUCAAUCUCUUUGAUGAAUGGAUUAAGGUUAAAGCUGAGGGCAAAGCAUCAAGUCGUACUUGGUGUAAAAGGCGGGGAUUGGAGGAACAAAGAUUUUAUGAAAUGGCAAAUAUUAAGAGGCAGUUCACCGAUUUACUUCGAGGUAAUUCCUUGUUGUCGGGUGAAAAAGAGUCGAGUCAUGGUGGGGAGACGAGUCACAAACGUAAACAACGACAUGCAGAUCGAAAAAGAUUACGUCAGCUUAAAGAGGAAGAAAGGACGGAAUCUCGCAAACGUAAAGUUUUGAAAAUGACCGAUCAUAAGUACGUCGCCGUAGCAACCGAUGAUGCGAGCGAUGCAGAUGAUGAUGAAACCGUUUCCUUGACGACCAACGUGAAGGAUCUAGAGUUUAAAGUCCGACAUGAUCUCGAUAAAUUGUACAAGGCAUCCAGUGAGGAGCGUAACUUUACUCUUAAAGAUGUCAUCUUGUUGAAAGUUAUUCUAUGUUCUGGUCUCUAUCCCCAGCUAGCGUUUCCUGAUAAUUGUAAUUCCUACACAGCAGAUUCAGAUCAAGUUUUCCACACAAAGAACAAACUUUUUGUUGUUCUUCACCCGAACAGUUACUUCGCGAAUCACCCGGAUAUCCUUGAACCUGUUGGUAAGGAUGAUGACAUCACAGAGGGCAAAUCAUCACAAAGGGGAUUGUUAAGUCACAAACAUCAGCUCUUGUCAUAUGUGUCACUGCUAGAAACAACCAAACCUUAUUUAGUUAACACUAUGAGGGUUCCUACCCUUCAGACUCUUCUUCUAUUCUCACAAUCAUUGGACACAGAUGGCGGAUGUAAAAGGAUAAUUGUUGACGAAUGGAUUGAAAUUUGCAUCUCUGAUGCCACACAAAGUCAAGGCAUUGUCGCAUCAUGUUUACAACUUCGUACUGCUUGGAACCAACUUUUAAAGUUAAGAAUUAACGCUUCAAAGAAAGAAGGCUUGGGUUCCACUCGUUCAACUCGAAACCUUCAAAAAUUUCUUGGAAUAAAACUUCCUGAAUUUCUCGAUUCCAAAGUUGAAUACAAAGUACGAAGAAUAACCGCUGCAGAUAAAAAGAAACUUUAUGUCGGACCCAACAUCAAUUCUGAGUACAGUGAUGAAGAAAUCGGAAAUUUUGCUGUAAAAUUAUCCCAAGCUGUGCCUCACCCUUCUAAAGGAGGCAUCCAGUUAUCUCCAUUCCUGACAUAUAACUGCUUGAGUGAUGGCAUGAACAUGGGUGGGGAUUACUUGCGAGAAUUCUGGACAUGCCCCAACUGUAAUGUGAAGCUUCCUCUUACAGUAUCAGAGCGGUUACGCCAUCAAGCUGUUUGCACUGGAGAAGAAAAUACAGAGGCUGACUGUGCCAGCACUUCACAGAAUGAAGGAAGUACAGCAAUACCUUCACUACAGAAGGACUACCACUGCACUGUUUGCAAUGAAAUGUUCAAAUUUUCUGCCGUUGAAAUCUUAAAACACAAACGUUCACAUGCAAAACAAUAGCGAUUGUUA